AGGGGCACCUUGAUCUGUCAUCUCUGUGAUAUAGGAAAAAAAAAAAAUUCUUGCUUUUUUAACGCUCCUUCAAAGGCUCAGCUGCGCGCUCCCCCUUCUAACCCCCACCCCCUGCACCUUUAAGGCAAUGGAGAGGGACAAAAGCGUCUGCGGAGAAGGAGGCGCGGGUUUAUUCCACCGCGCUCUGAGGCAGGGCAGGUUCUGAGCGCAGGGACCAGAGAGUGCGCAGUGUGUGCGUGGAAGAUGCGUGUGCUUGUUGCUCCGCGGACGGAGAGAGGCGGCGAAGAGAGGAGUUUCCAGCGCAGCUAACAAUCAUCUCCAUCCUCUGAUGUUUUUUUCCCCCCCAACUUUCAUCUUCUGGCUGGGAUGACAUCUGGUUUCACACUUCUAAAUUUAUUUUACAGUAUAUAGUUUAUUUUCUUUAUUUUAAAGGCUUUGUUUUUGUUUUGUUUUUUUAUUUUAACUGUUGGGAGUUGGGUGUGCGCAAAAAGGCACUUUCUCCUAUGCGUCUCCAGCCUCUGACUCAGCAGCAACAGCGGAGGUGUCGGCACAGCUCACCUGGACCGGAGCGCACCGAGCCGAGCUCGCUCAUGAUCCCCGCAGAGCAGCGCUCCGAUACGGGCGGACGGCUGCUCUGAGGCCCGGAGCGGUGCGGUCUGGUGCGGUCAGUCCAAACGGCGGCACAGGGGGGAAGAGACGCACAGCUGUGGAUCUUAUACAAUAUCUGCGGUUUUACCAGGAGACAAUCAGCAGCAGGAAGGAGCUCAGACCUCCUCCUCUUCAUCUUCUUCUUCUUCCUCUCAACGUGCAGGAUUGAGCGAGAGAGAGACAGAACCAGAGAGAGGGAAAUAGAUUUGCAAGCUUUGCUUUCUUUCACUGCAAUUGACUUGUUGAAGAGAUAAAACAACGGGGAAAUAACAAGAAAGAGUGCGGGAAGAGAAGAAGAAAAAGCAUAAAAAUUGGAUAUUGAACGGAGCGGGGCAUGUGGAUAUUGGCUCUCAUCUUUUCCCAGUGCAUCUUGAAUGUUUUCUGUGAAGAUCUACGUUCCAGCUUAUAUUUUGUCAAUGCAUCUGUGCAAGAGGUAGUGUUUGCCAGCACCACAGGGACAUCGGUGCCCUGUCCCGCUGCAGGUGUGCCCCCUGUCUCACUGCGCUGGUACCUGGCCACCGGCGAGGAGAUCUAUGAUGUGCCAGGGAUCCGCCAUGUGCACCCCAAUGGCACCCUUCAGAUCUUCCACAUCCCCCCUUCCAGCUUCAGCAAACUCAUCCACGACAGCACUUACUAUUGCACAGCGGAGAACCCCUCAGGGAGAAUCAGGAGCCAAGAUGUCCACAUCAAGGCUGUACUACGAGAGCCGUACACUGUCCGGGUGGAGGACCAGAAAGCCAUGAGAGGCAAUGUGGCGGUCUUCAAGUGCAUUAUCCCUGCCUCAGUGGAGGCCUACAUCACUGUUGUGUCCUGGGAGAAAGACACAAUGUCAAUCAAUGCUGAAAUGUCACGGUUUCUAAUUACAUCCACGGGUGCCCUGUAUAUCCUGGAUGUACAAAUGGAAGAUGGGCUUUACAACUACAGGUGUAUGACACGACAUCGGUAUACAGGAGAGACCCGACAGAGCAAUAGUGCCCGCCUUAUUGUCUCAGAUCCAGCCAAUUCAGCACCGCACAUACUGGACAGCUUCGAGCGUCGUGAGGUAAUGGCGAAUCAUCGAGUGGAGUUGCCCUGUAAGGCCUCUGGCCACCCCUCACCCAAAUACCGCUGGCUAAAGGACAACCGGCCGCUGGAACCAGACACACGCUUUAGACAGAGCGUGACAGGCUUGCUGAUAGAGAGAGCCCAGUCCAGUGACACAGGGUCAUAUGUGUGUGAGGUGUGGAAUGGCUACGGGAAUGCUGAGGUUGUUGGCAGGUUGCAGGUAAAAGAGCCCCUGAAGGUGACGGUGAGUCCACGGAAGGUGAAGGGCAGCGUGGGAAGCCAGGUUUCCCUGACCUGCAGUGUAACUGGCUCCGAGGAGUAUCAACUAUCCUGGUACCGCAAUGGAGAGCUCAUUUACCCCAGCAACAGUGUCCGCAUGACAGGCCAAAACAGAGAGAAUCUGGUCAUGGCUGGCAUGGCCAAGAGCGAUGGGGGAGCGUAUCAAUGCUUUGCCAGGCAUGGGAAGAUGUCUGCCCAGGACUUUGUUCAAGUGAUACUGGAAGAUGGCACCCCAAAGAUCCUGGCUUCAUUCAGCGAGAAGGUCUACAACGUGAAUGAGUUUGUGUCACUGUCAUGCACGGUGAAGGGAACGCCGGAGCCCAGGGUAACAUGGACUCUGGAUGAUGAGCCCGUGAUCCGGGACAGCAGGCACCGUAUCUCCUACUACACCAACGCCGAAGGUCACGUGGUCAGCCAUCUCAACAUCACUCAGACCCAGGUCCCUGAUGGAGGGGUGUACCGCUGCAUCUGCAACAACUCGGCAGGGACGGUUUCCUACCAGGCGCGAAUAAACGUAAGAGGGCCUGCCAGCAUCAGACCAAUGAAAAACCUCACUGCCAUUGCUGGGCGGGACAUGUACAUCCACUGCCGUGUCAUUGGCUACCCUUACUAUUCCAUCAAGUGGUACAAGGACUCCAAUUUGCUGCCAUACAACCACCGGCAGCGAGCCUUCGAGAACAAUGGCACGCUGAAGCUGUUUGAUGUGCAGAAGGAUGUGGACGAAGGAGAAUACACGUGCAACGUGCUGGUGCAGCCUCAGCUGUCCACUCACCAGAGCGUCUAUGUUACUGUGAAAGUCCCACCCACCAUCCACCCGUUUGAGUUUCCCCGGUUUUCCAUCGGCCAGCGAGUCUUCAUCCCCUGUGUUGUCAUGUCUGGAGACCAACCCGUCUUCAUCACCUGGCAGAAGGAUGGCCGACCUAUUCCGGCCAGCCUGGGCGUCACCAUAGACAACAUAGAUUUCACCAGCUCACUGCGCAUCUCUAACCUCACCUUGGCCCACAAUGGCAAUUACACCUGCAUCGCCCGCAACCAAGCUGCAGCCGUGGAACACCAGAGUCAGCUCAUCGUUCGAGUUCCUCCUAAAUUUGUGGUGCAACCAAAGGACCAGGAUGCCAUCUAUGGAAAGGCAGUGAUCCUUAACUGCUCCGCUGAAGGCUAUCCAGUUCCUACUAUCCAAUGGGAGUACUCGAAAGGUGCUGGGGUCCCUCAGUUCAAACCCAUCGCUCUGAACUCUGGCUUUCGGAUCGAAGUUCUGGUGAAUGGCUCUCUACUUAUCAAGCAUGUGCUGGAGGAGGACAGCGGCUUCUACCUUUGUAGGGUCAGCAACGAUGUUGGGGCCGAUGUUAGCAAGUCCAUGUACCUGAACGUCAAAAUUCCUGCCAUGAUCACAUCCUACCCAAACACCACACUGGCUACACAAGGAGAGGAGAAGAAGAUGAGCUGCACUGCCCACGGAGAAAAACCCAUCAUGGUGCGCUGGGAGAAAGAGGAACGGAUCAUCAACCCCGAGACCAGCCGCUACGUCGUUUCGGUGAAGGAGGUGGGCGAUGAAGUCAUCUCUACCCUGCAGAUCAUGCCCACAGUGAGAGAGGACUCAGGCUUCUUCUCCUGCCAUGCCAUCAACUCCUUCGGUGAAGACAGAGGAAUCAUUCAGCUCACAGUGCAAGAGCCACCAGAUCCACCUGAGGUGGAGAUCAGAGAAGUGAAGGACAGAACCAUUGCUCUGCGGUGGACCAUGGGUUUUGAUGGCAACAGUCCCAUCACAGGCUUUGACAUUGAGAGCAAAAACAAAUCAGCUUCCUGGGACACCGCUCAGAAGACCAAAGAUGUCUCGCCUCAGCUCAACCAGGCCACCAUCAUCGACCUUCACCCCUCCUCCACGUACAACAUCCGCAUGUUUGCCAAGAACCUUAUCGGCAAGAGUGAGGCCAGCAAUGAGCUCACCAUCACCACAGACGAAGCAGCCCCCGAUGGACCUCCUCAAGACGUGCAGCUGGAAGCCCUCUCCUCUCAGAGCAUCCGGGUCACGUGGAGGCCGCCCAAGAAGCAUCUCCAGAACGGGGCCAUCCGUGGGUACCAGGUGGGCUACAGGGAAUACAGCUCGGGUGGAAACUACCAGUUCAGUGUGAUCAGCGUGGAAACGACAGGGGACAAUGCAGAAAGCCUGGUCCUGGACAACCUGAAGAAAUUCACCCAGUAUGGAGUGGUGGUGCAGGCCAGCAACAGUGCAGGGACAGGGCCGUCGUCCACUGAGGUGGCGGCUACCACUCUGGAGGAUGUGCCGAGUCGUCCUCCUGAGAACGUCCAGGCCGUGGCCACGUCUCCAGAGGUCAUCUCCCUGUCCUGGCUGACGCCUGCCAAAGACUUUCUGAAUGGCAACCUGCUGGGCUUCAGGGUCAUCUACUGGGCCAACCUGCCUGAUGGAGAGCUCGGUGAGAUCAGGAACGUUACAACCUCUAAACCCUCACUGGAACUGGACGGGCUGGAGAAAUACACUAACUACAGCAUCCAGGUGUUGGCAUUCACCAGAGCUGGAGACGGUGUUCGCAGUGAACAGAUUUACACCCGCACAAAGGAGGACGUUCCUGGCCCUCCAGCUGGUGUAAAAGCAGCAGCUGCAUCCAACUCAGUGGUGUUUGUGUCCUGGCUUCCCCCUCUCAAAGUGAACGGCAUCAUCAGGAAAUACACCGUUUUCUGCUCCAACCCACACCCUACGGUGAGCAGUGAAUUUGAGGCGGCUCCAGAUGUCUUCUUCUACCGCAUCCCUAACCUGAGCAGGAACCGGCAGUACAGUAUCUGGGUGGUGGCUGUCACAGCAGCAGGCCGCGGAAACGCCAGCGAGAUCAUCACUGUCAAACCCAUGGCUGAGGCUCCGGCUCGAAUCCUGACUUUCAACCGGACAGUCACAACGCCGUGGAUGAGGGACAUUGUGCUCCCCUGUAAGGCAGUGGGGGAUCCAUCCCCAACCAUCAAGUGGCUGAAAGAGAUCAAUGGAACCCCUGCUCCUGUUGUGAUAGACAGCCGGCGCAGUGUCCAUGGAAACGGCAGCCUUGUUGUCCGCACAGUGAAAGCCGAGGAUUCUGGGAAUUACACUUGUGUGGCCAGUAAUAGCUUUGGUUCGGAAAAGAUCGUACUCAAUCUGCAGGUUCAAGUUCCACCUGACCAGCCUCGCCUCACCGUGACGAAAACAACCACAACCUCCAUCACCCUCUCCUGGAUCCCAGGAGACAAUGGUGGCAGCUCCAUACGAGGCUACAUUCUUCAGUACUCUGAGGAUAACAGCGAGCAGUGGGGUAACUUUGCCAUCAGUCCCAGUGAGCGCUCCUAUCGACUGGAAAACCUCAAGUGUGGUACCUGGUACAAGUUCACCCUCACAGCGCAGAAUGCAGUUGGCCCCGGUCGGAUCAGUGAGAUCAUAGAGGCAAAGACUCAUGGCAAAGAGCCCCAGUACUCUAAGGAACAGGAGCUUUUCACCAGCAUCAACGCCACUAGGGUAAAGCUCAACCUGAAUGGCUGGAAUAAUGGCGGAUGUCCGAUCACCUCCUUCACCCUGGAAUACCGGGCCGCUGACUCACCCUCGUGGACCACGGCACAGCGCACAUCUCUUACAAAAAGCUACAUCCUGUACGACCUGCAGGAGGCCACCUGGUACGAGCUGCAGAUGAAAGUGUCCAACAGCGCCGGCUAUGCUGAGAAGAGAGUCAAGUUUGCAACACUCAGCUAUGAUGGCAGUACCAUCGCUCCUUUGGUGAAAGCACCAAAUGUGAGUAAGGAUACCUCUGGGGGAGGCGGAGGAUUGAAGAUGAUGGUGACCAUUUCCUGCGUGUUGGUGGGGAUCGUUGUAAUUUUCAUUGGGCUGCUGGUGCUGAGGAGGAGGAGGAGGGAACAGAGGCUCAAGAGGCUGAGAGAUGCAAAAAGUUUGGCUGAAAUGCUCAUGAGUAAAAACACCCGUCCGGCUGAGCCAAUUAACAAACAGCAACAAACACUCCGCAUGCACAUCGACAUCCCCCGAGCUCAGCUUCUCAUUGAGGAAAGGGACACCAUGGAGACUGUUGACGACAGAUCCACUGUGCUGCUGACAGAUAAUGACUUUGGGGAGACACAGAAGCAAAAGUCGUCCACAGUCACCCAUACUGUCCACUACCAGUCCCUCUCUCAAGCCACUGGUCCACUGGUGGAUGUAUCAGAUGCUAGGCCAGGAACCAGUAAGUCCAACCCCACCGCACGCCGCACAGCCAAAGCUGGCCCUGCUGCCCGCAACCGCUACGCCAGCCAGUGGACUCUGAACCGUCCCCACCCUCCUGUUUCCUCCCACACUCUCAGCACUGACUGGAGGCUGCCCACACCCAGGGUUGCAGGGUCCGUUGACAAGGAGAGUGACAGCUACAGCGUCAGCCCAUCUCAGGACACAGAUCGAGCACGGAGCAGCAUGGUGUCUACAGAGAGCGCCUCCUCCACCUACGAGGAGCUUGCCCGGGCCUACGAGCACGCCAAGAUGGAGGAGCAGCUGCGCCACGCCAAAUUCACCAUCACUGAGUGCUUCAUCUCUGACACUUCCUCGGAGCAGAUGACGGCAGGCACUAAUGACUACACCGACAGCCUGACGUCCAGCACGCCAUCCGAGUCGGGCAUCUGCCGCUUCACUGCUUCUCCGCCCAAGCCUCAGGAUGUCAGCCGGGUCAUGAACAUGGCUGUGCCCAAGGCCCACAGACCCGGAGGCGAGCUGGUUCACCUUCCUCCAUACCUGCGCAUGGACUUCCUGUUAAAUCGAGGCAUGACCUGCUCAGGCUCCUCCAGGGGGACAGCUAGUGGCGAGAGAGCCGCCAUGGGUCAGACCUGUCUCGAGCCCCAGAAAAGCCGCUCGCUGAAGCGGCCGUCUCGCAUGGCGCCUCCCACACCCACAGAGGCCCCUCAGGCCAGCAGGGACCCAGUGCCCCAGUGGCAGCCUGGCUCUGCGGCCACACUCCCACACAGGGAGGGCUCAGAGCUGGCCCAAGCUGCCAAGCUCAGCACCUCACAGGAGUCCCUGCUGGACUCCAGAGGACAUCUCAAACAGAGCAGCAACCCCUACGCAAAGUCUUACACACUGGUAUAACAGCAGGGGCACCUGGGACAGGACUAGAACUCACUCUAACACUGGACUUAACACUCAAGUGCAGUAAACUGACUCUCACCACGCAGUUCUGUAUAUAUGUGCCCUCCCCUCAUGGCUGGGGUCACUUUUACUAAUCUCCUUUUAUUUAUUUUAGAGUUUUCUUUUACAUCCUAUUUGUAUUUUUUGCUUUUGUUUCCACCUUGGGAGGAAAAAGUCACUCAUUCGAAACAACUCCAAGCGGAGCUUUGCCAAACUAAUUGAGUAAGAAGGGAGCAUUAUUUAUUCUUGGUAAUUCUUUAUUAUUAAUCGACUGUUAGUUGUCAGCAAUUAAUGAUCAUUAAUUACCAAGUACCAAAUGAUCCAAGAUCAGCAUUACUGCUCUAUGUUUUUAUAAGAUCCAGGACAUUGUUCAUUCCUUUUUUUAGUUUCCUGCAGUGGAAGAUGACGAUUUGGAGUCAUUUUUUUUUCCUACGGAACAUUUUUCCCGAGAGGCUGAACAAAACCUCGGGGGAACCUUGGAAUGAAAGCAAUUGACACCAGUCCAAACUUUUCAGCUGCUCUCAAAUUGUUACUUAUUUUGAAGAGAAAAGAAAAAAAAAAUCUAUUUCCUAUGGACGCAUGGGGACUGACCAACUAAAAGACGAUGAUUACGGCUGUGGCUGGAUUGUCCAGUCAGGCGUUUUGUCACACUAUGACAUGAUCCAAUGUGAAGAUUUAUUAUUCUUAUUACUAUAAAUAUAUAUAUAAAAAGAGAAAUCACUUUUAUUUGUGGAUAUUACAGGGAAUAAUUUGAUUUGGUUAAUAAAGUCCUUAGUCAUGUUUGCACAUAUCUUGUUUUAAUUAGGAAAUUAAGGAGUCUCUGUUCAUCUUUCUCUGUGUCCCAUUCUUGAUGGUGCAAUAUGAUAAAAAGAUAAGACGAUUAUAUGAAAACUAUUGAUCUAUACUUUACUGUAAUGAUAAGAAAUAACUAUGUUGUGAGUAUAAAUGCAGGGCUGGACACUCUCCAGCUCUUGUCUUCAGGUGUAGUUUGCCACUGCUUGUUUGCCCAGGUGGUGAAUGAUGUUAGCUAGAACAGGGAGGCUUUGGAGAACCGAGGGUUUGCACUUUGAGUCAGCCCGACUCAAGCGUGUCCAGAUAGACCCCCCCCCCCUCCUUACGGUGCACUAGUUAGAGUCUUUGGAGCGCUUGCUCCUCUCAGUAGAUUUACUGUUGCUGCAUUAGCAGGGAUGCUCCUCGACAGGGAAGAUAAGACAUGUGAGACAAUCCAGCAGAAUCCCCACGUCAAACCAAACUUAUAAUGUCUAUGGGAAAUAUCUAAAAAAUGUUAAUAAUGUGGAUAUACGUAAGAAGCUGUUUUUAAUUCCUGUCUGCCCUGGCCCAUUUCUGUUCUUUCUGUUUUCUUUGAGUUAAUCUGAAGGGACAAGAGUUUGAUACAAAACGCUGUGAGGUCAUACUGUCAGUUUCUACGGUUAGUUUUACGAUUAACUGUCUUCAUUUUGAUUACUCAUUUUCAAAAAAAAAAUGUCACUUUUUUAUUUUUAACAUUGGUGUUCACCAUGGUGGCACUGGAAUAAAGAGAAACUAACACAAAGGUUCAAAUUUGACUAAUAAAAUGGCUGUUCCCCAAA
Messenger RNA from Fundulus heteroclitus (mummichog), 8697 nucleotides. RefSeq names its product Down syndrome cell adhesion molecule a (gene dscama). Gene Ontology annotation, biological process: homophilic cell-cell adhesion; dendrite self-avoidance; axon guidance. Gene Ontology annotation, molecular function: cell-cell adhesion mediator activity. Gene Ontology annotation, cellular component: axon; plasma membrane. Bases 983 to 7069 code for a protein of 2028 amino acids. NCBI's taxonomy places the organism in Eukaryota, Metazoa, Chordata, Actinopteri, Cyprinodontiformes, Fundulidae. The transcript is spliced from 33 exons. The record is from RefSeq and is a predicted model, not a curated record.